ACAUUUUUUCACUCAAGCAUAUUUUCAAAAAAUACAAACCUCAACUUUGUUGUGCUAAAAGAGAGAGACACAGAGGCGGUGAAAGAGAGAGAGAAAGUGGCAAAUGGAGUGAUGAAGGUAGAGGAUGAAGAAACCACGGAGUUGGAGGUCCAACUUCACAAGCGAUUCAAGCACGACCCAUCUCUACUGGCAGCAAUGGAAUCCAGCACAGAGCCUGUCACAGAGUCUGCAAUGGAGCCCGUCACAGUGUCUGCAAUGGAGUCCAGCACAGAGCCUGUCACAAAGUCUGCAAUGGAGCCCGUCACAAAACCACCAAUGACCAUUUGGAAGUCCAUACGGGAUCGGGUAUUGCGAAAAUCAGAUUUACCACUUGCUUCAGAGGAAGGGUAUGACAAUGUACAUAUCUUUUAUCCUGCCUGGACCAACAGUGACCGUCUUCUAAUAAAAAUUGGUCAGUCUGGACUUGAUCUAAAUGAGGUUGAUAGGGAGUUUGCUAAACUGGUGCCACCACCACCACCAGAGGAGAAAACCAACCUUGUUCUUAGGAUUUGCUUUUUUGACAAACGCCCGGAAAAAGGCUAUACCUUUGCUUGGGUUAGAGAUUUCUCAAGUCGUUGGAAUGCUGGAGAAGAAAGUUAUGAUUCUGGUGAUGAUGAUUUGAUUGAUGAUGAGGUUGAGGUUGAUAAGGGUGACGUUGAUGAGGUUGAUAAGGUUGAGGUUUAUGAGGUUGAGGUCGAUGAGUUUGAUGAGAUUGAGGUUGAUGAGGAUGAGGAUGAUGAUUUUCUGUAUGCACUUAAAUCUGAUAGUGAUGUUUUUGAGAGGGAAGAUUAUACUGUUGACAGAUAUUGCAACUUUCUCCGCACUUAUGAGGGACGUUUAGCAUUUCGCAUCAGAAAAGAGAUGUCGAUGCGAACAGAGUGUAGGUACGUUUAGCAGAAUCAAGUCCAGGAAGCAUUAGUGGAGAGCUCUUUUGAAGGCCAAAUUGCUAGGUUUACGACGGACAGAUCAUUGUCUUAGCUAACAGGAGUAUGGAGAUUUUAUGUAUUAAAUGGUAGCAGUGCGGAUGUUUAAUAUCUGAACUUAAAACAUAAUCUAUGCCUCCCUAAAUUUGUUUU
This is a messenger RNA of Quercus robur (English oak), 1115 nucleotides long. RefSeq lists its product as uncharacterized. Lineage: Eukaryota; Viridiplantae; Streptophyta; Magnoliopsida; Fagales; Fagaceae. The coding region runs from base 112 to 933 and encodes 273 amino acids. The record is from RefSeq and is a predicted model, not a curated record. The transcript has 6 exons.